Molecule: messenger RNA, 3299 nt
Organism: Psammomys obesus (fat sand rat)
Lineage: Eukaryota; Metazoa; Chordata; Mammalia; Rodentia; Muridae
Gene: Slc35d4
Product: transmembrane protein 241
Exons: 7
Coding region: 85-408 (107 amino acids)
Source: RefSeq, a predicted model, not a curated record
GGGGCUUACAGAAUACUGCGGAAGGCCCAGAAACCCAGUGUGUUAAGUGACAUUGACCAGCAGUACUUAAACUAUAUAUUCAGUAUGGUGCUCCUGGCAUUUGCAUCUCACCCCACAGGUGACCUCUUCAGUGUCCUGGACUUUCCAUUCCUGUACUUCUACAGAUUCCACGGCAGCUGCUGGGCCAGUGGAGUUUUAGGAUUCCUCCUCAUGCUCAGUGCAGUAAAGCUGAGAAGCGCCCUGGCCCCUGGGCAGUGUGCAGCCUGGAUCUUCCUCGCUAAGGUCAUCACAGCCGGCCUGUCGCUGGUGCUGUUCGACGUCACCCUGACCAGAGCAACUGUAGGAUGCUUCCUGCUCGGUGGACUUGGUGAGGCCCUGCUGGUUUUCUCAGAGCGGAGAAGUUCCUGAUGAAGAUGGGCAAGAAAAGGAGAGCCAUAGGAAGAACACACCACAGUGAGCCCAAGCCAGGGUCUCUGCUGGACAGAACCCAUGACCUGUGCACACCCUGACUGAGCUACACUCACUGGUUGCUGAUGAUUUGAACACCCCUCUCUCUCAUCGCUUAGAGAAGGAUUUCCAGGGACCUUGCACUGCUGUAGAGAAUGGGUCCAUCUUACAUUUCUUUUCAUGCCGAACCAUCCCUCUCUGCUGCACCAAAUUCUUCAGAAUCAGGAAGCAGAGGAUUUCAUUGUUGUUGUUUUCUUUCUUUUUGUUUGUUUGUUUGUUUGUUUGUUUUGAGACAGGGUUUCUCUGUGUAGCCUUGGCUGUCCUGGACUCCCUUUGUAGACCAGGCUGAACUCAGAGAUCUGCCUGCCUCUGCCUCCUGAGUGCUGGAAUUACAGGCAUGCGUCACAGCAUCUGGCUGAAGCAGAGGACCUUAGUGGGAUGGCUGUGUGAGCUGGAUGGACAACAGCCUCUGGACCUAACUGCCUCCUACCAGAUACUGCUCAGUAAUUGAGGUCACAGACCAUGGCAUCUUGUUACAUUCAGGAGGUUGUUUUGUGUCUUUACAUCUUGGAGUCUCUUAUACGCCUUGAUUUUUAUGGUUCACCCUGGAGCCCAUGCCCCCCCCACACACACAAAAAAAACAAGACACCUGUUCCUGAGGGUUCAUGGAGGAUAGGGCCGGAGGGGUGGGGGUGAGGGUGAGUUCCGGACCAGGUGAGCAGUAGUAGCCUUUGUGCUUGGUGUUGGUUUAUUUCCAGCUUCUAAAUUCCCCUUGGUUCUUGUGAAUUUGUCAGGAUGUGCUGAAUUCUGUAGACUAUUGACCACCACUAGGUUAAGCUUGUGACUAAUCAGUUAAUUAUCUGAAGUCUUUUAAGCACUGUGUAGCCCGGAUGGACCUUAAAUGCCUCACCUUCUGCCUCCGCCUCCCGGGUGCUGGGAUUGCAGGCAUGUACUACCAUUCUAAGCUUUUGUUCCCAAGUUAUGUAGCAUAUGUCAUUCCUUCAUAAGUGAUCUCAGGUCAUUGAGCACUGGAUUUGAUCUCUUACACCAGAUUAAUAAUUCAAGUCCCAUAGCUUGCCGCUAGAUAAGAAAACUACUUUAUAUAUAUAAAAUAAUCACUUGAUUCUGAAUCCACCAAGGCUUAAGAAAAUAAUACUGGAUAUUUCUUCCUAUUGAUUUCACAAAUAUUUGAUUAUUCUGGCAAGUCUGGGAGAGUUUGGGUCAUAUUGAGGUCACUUCUCCAACCCUGAAGUAUAGGAGACCCUUGUCAUUGCUAGAGACACUUUGGGCUCUGAGAAUUACUUCUUGUCACAGGCUCAGUCCCAGGAUGAAUGAAGUCAGCUCCAUUAUUGCUGAUUUUUCCCCCAACUUGUUGGUUAAAAAAAGGAAAUGAAACAGUAGGAUGGAUUUAUAUAUUUAGAAUGUGGGGACCUUUAGUUCAUGUCCUUUUCUGAUCUCUGCUUAUCAUUUCAGGUGAAAAUGUUCCAAGACUUCAUGCUUAUGUCGUUUUCAGUUUCCUUUCUUAGAACAUUUUUACAUGUAGUCUUUCUAUUAUUUUUAUGCCUGUUACCCGUGAAGGUCAAAAGAGGCGUCAGAUCCACAGAAGUGGAGUUAUAGGCACUAGUAAGCCGCCAUGAGCUGGACCUGUGUGCUCACAAGAGUUACAUGUGCUCUUACCCACUGAGCCUGCAAUUUGCUUUUUAAAGUAUUUUUAUUUUAAAUUAUGUGGAUGUUUAUACGUAUGUGCAUAAUGGGUGCAGAUGUCCCAAGUAGGCCAGAAGAGAAUAUUGGGCUCCUGGAGACGGAAGUCGAGGAGGUUGUGAGCUGCCCAGUGUGGGUGCUGGGGGAAAGUCCGGCCCUCUGCUAGAGCAGGACUCGCUCUUAACUGAGCGUGUCUCUUACUCUUGUUCUUCAUCUGUUGUAACAAGCUAGUAACAUAAUAAUAUCCUGUAGCUCAAAUAGAGAAUCUAGGUUUAAACUUUUUCUUUUUUAAAUUUUCACAGAACUCUAUUGCCCCCUGCCCCCAUUGUCCUUCAAAAUGUCAUUAAAGCGGGUGGAGAGUCCUCAGCUGGAAAGGACAGCACAGCUGCCUAUCCCAGUCCCGUUUCUAACAGGAUGAACCUCAGAAACCUUUACUGAAAAGUUUUAGAGACUUCUGUUGUUAAGAUUACCAGUCUCUAGUGUUUUCGGUGUUACUAUUAUUUUUAUAAUCAUGUUCCAGAGUUCCACUGUUUCUGAAGUCUCGGGUGUUUUUGUACUGUACUGGUAGGGCGAGGCCGAGGGCAGGGAGCACCCUCAGGGCACUAACCGGUGUCCUUCAGCUUCAGUCUGCAGGACACAGGUUGCUCUGGACUUCUUACCUUAAGGUGUGGCCACCGUCUUUAUCCCCGUCCCCUUUUAUCAUGCUCAGCCCUGAAUGUUCAGUGAAUCCAGAGAUGAAAGCAGGGGCUCCCCUAUCAUGGCAGCACCCCUAGAGUUCUGCUGUGAGGAUCUCUGGGCCCAGUGCUCCAAGAUGUCCACGGCCCUCACGUCUUCAUGCCCAUUUAGUUCCGAGCUCUUACUAGCUCCAGUUUAUUUGUUUGGGCGGGGUCUCUGUUAUGUAACCCUGGCUAUCCUGCCGGAAGUGUAGGCCAGGCUAGCCUUGAACUAGCCUGCCUCUGCCUCCCCAGGGCUGGAAUUAAAGGUGCGCACAUGACCACGCCUGAUUCCCGUUCCAUUUCAAAACCAGGGUGCUUUUGCUUUUGUUUUUUACUUGCAUAUUCCUUCUUUCAAGAGAGGCAAGGUUCUGUGUGAUUGUGUAUUAAACUACACUUCUGUGGCUGUGAAAAAUAAACCAUUUAUUUUCUUGGUAA